Molecule: messenger RNA, 753 nt
Organism: Anopheles marshallii
Lineage: Eukaryota; Metazoa; Arthropoda; Insecta; Diptera; Culicidae
Product: cuticle protein 16.5-like
Exons: 3
Coding region: 1-753 (250 amino acids)
Source: RefSeq, a predicted model, not a curated record
AUGAAGUGCAUCGCAGCUGUAGUCAUGGUGGCCCUGGCCGUGGUUGUUGAGGGUGCCGUAGUUCCGGUGGUCUACUCCGCUCCCGAGACGACCGUCGUUCAGCAGAACGUUGCACCGAACUAUGUUACGUCGAACGUUGCCUACAGUGCGCCAGCCAUCACCGCUUACUCCGUGCCGCAAACGACUUACGUUCAGCAGAAAUACGUCUCGGCGGCACCGGCUGUAACAUACGCCGCGCCUGCUGUUACCGCCUACAACGUUGCUCCGGCUGCCUACACCACCGUACACCAGAACGUUGCCCCCGCUGUUGCCUACUCGACACCGGUCGUCACUGCCUACUCCGUGCCGGAAAAGACCACCGUUGUGCAGCAGAACGUUGCACCGAAGUACGUUAGCUAUUCGGCUCCGGCUGUGACCACCUACUCGGCCCCUGCCGUGUCUUAUGCUGCCCCGGCCGUUUCGUACACUGCCCCGGCCGUUACCUACGCCGCCGCUCCAGUGACGCAAUACAAAUCGGUCGCUCCGAUCCCGACCGUUUACUCGGCAGAUUCGGAAGUGAUUGAGGCUGCCCCAGUUGCUGCGGUUGCCCCCGCCGAAACCGUUGUCGUUGAGCAGCCCGCCACUGCUGUGGUGGCGAAGACCGGUGCCCGUUACGUUGCUGCCACUCCCGGUGCCGUACAUGAUGCGCCUCUCGCCGGACACACUGUCAACCAGCAGGCGUUCAACGUAGAGCCUGCACCAGGAACGCAGUAA